GACUAGUUCUUCCUCCUGGCCUCCACCAGAUUCAGACAACCGCAUCACGCGCGCGCCGCGACGCACUGCACGCACACACAGCUAGCCAGCGACCGCGCGCAUUGCCGCGGGCAGCCGCGCGCGCGCCAUGGCCGUUCACGGCGGGUACACGGAGCACAUCGUGGGAAGGGUGUCGAGCCUGGUGGCCGUGUGCACCCGGCGCGUCUCCCGCGCCACCCGCCGCCUCCUGCGCCACCGCCACCGCUACGGCGUCGGCAGCGGCGCCUCCACGGCCUCCUACCGCAGGAGGACGCGGCCCGUCGGCAGCGACAGCUUCUUCACGCGGCCGCGGGAGAAGCAGCAGCAGCAGGCCGGCAAGGGAGGGGACGGCGGCAUGGAGAUCAUGGACGAGGCAGAGGGCGACGGGGAGGGCGUGGUCUGGCGCCGCGCGAUCCUGAUGGGGGAGCGGUGCCAGCCGCUGGACUUCGCCGGCGCGAUCCACUACGACAGCUUCGGCCGCCGCCUGGCUCGCCCGCCCACGGGCCCGCGCUCGGCGUCGUCGCUCUCGUGCCGCACCUCCAGCAGCCUCGCCGCCUACCUCGAGACGGCCGAGGUCUGAUCGUCGCAGUGACCACCUAGCAAAUCGCCCUGCCUAGCUAGAUCUCUAUUUCUCGUUCAUCAUUCUUUUGUUCUCGGCCCGAAUGAUUGGUGCAACCGCGCGUUGCUUCCUUUGAUCCGGUGCCGCUUAUGUUUCUGCUGGCUAGUUGAUUUCGUCUUGAAACUCUUGAUCCAUCUGCCCUAGGGGCUAGGUCCGUCGAAUUGCACAUAAUGAAUAUCGUCUCCGUAGUUUUUUUUUUCUGUUUAUCAAUUAGUUCCUCAUUAUUUAUGUCGUCAUUGCGAUUACUUAUCGAUUUGGUGCA
Lolium perenne is the source of this 899-nucleotide messenger RNA. RefSeq lists its product as uncharacterized. Lineage: Eukaryota; Viridiplantae; Streptophyta; Magnoliopsida; Poales; Poaceae. The record is from RefSeq and is a predicted model, not a curated record.